CUGCGAAUUAAUACUGUUGGCCACGUCUCUGGGCCACGUCGCUGCUUCUCGCCAUUUUACUGUGCUUGAGUGGCUGGGCUGUAGUGUAUUUCUUUUCUGCGUUGAUUUCCCUGGAGUGUCAUCUUUUGGACUUUAGCGAGUUACCGCUUGUUUUAUUUCCUACCAGCAAGUGACUGAAAACCGACAACAGCGGCCACUAUGAACAUCUUCCGGCUGACAGGAGACCUGUCCCACCUUGCAGCAAUCAUCAUCCUGCUGCUGAAAAUCUGGAAGACCCGUUCCUGUGCUGGUAUUUCUGGGAAAAGCCAGAUCCUUUUUGCACUUGUUUUCACUACUCGUUACCUGGAUCUGCUGACCUCCUUCAUUUCACUCUACAACAGUUGUAUGAAGAUUAUCUACAUUGCUUGUUCCUAUGCCACUGUGUAUUUGAUUUAUGUAAAAUUCAAAGCAACUUAUGAUGGAAACCAUGACACAUUCCGGGCUGAAUUUUUGGUUGUUCCAGUAGGAGGGCUUGCUUUCCUAGUGAAUCACGAUUUCUCCCCAUUAGAGAUAUUGUGGACCUUUUCCAUAUAUUUGGAGUCUGUUGCCAUUUUACCGCAGCUGUUUAUGAUCAGCAAGACUGGUGAAGCAGAGACAAUCACUACUCAUUACCUUUUUUUCCUGGGCUUGUAUCGUGCCUUGUACCUCAUUAACUGGAUCUGGCGCUACAUGUUCGAGGGAUUCUUUGAUCUGAUUGCAAUUGUUGCUGGUGUAGUACAGACCAUUCUUUAUUGUGACUUCUUUUACUUAUACUUUACAAAAGUACUCAAAGGAAAGAAACUAAGUUUACCAGCGUAAGUGCCAAAGAUCUUAGCUGCUUCUGUCCUCCACAUUGUCUGGACAGAGCAAGCCUCAUCACAAGCAAGUGUAAGAUGCUUGAGACAGAGAGGAACACUGCAGUCUGAAUUGUAUUUAAAAUCAACAGCAGCAACUGUUCUGGAACAACACAGAGGAGACCCACCAGCUGAUUUCUGUUUUAUGCAUCUUGCCUUACCUUUUUUAUUGCUAUGUAUAAAGAUAUUUUCUACAUGAAAUUGCAUAUAUUGUACUGAAAAGUUAAAAACUGUUGUCAGAACGAAUUGUAAAGCUAGAUUGGAAUGGUGCCCAAGUGACAUUCUGCAGCGCUGUUUUCAAAUUGGAUUUGUUGCAGAUUUUCCCCAGGUGUUUGAUACUUUAUACCAAAAGUAGAAAAUGAUCUGACAAAAAUUGGUCAGUAUUCUUCCUUGAUUUCAUUUUGUUUCCUUGUAUUUAUUGUAGCCGACAAUGUGUGUUUGAACCACAUUUGCUUCUGUUGAAUGCAGUCAUUGAAGUGUUCAUUUCUAGUUCAGUGCAGUUUAUUCCACUAGAGAGGUGUGGUGUCUGAUGUACUGCCAUUCACCAGUACUGGGCUCACAAUGCAGCCUUCUGGUGCCUUUCAGACUGGUGACUUUGUGGUCUUACAGAUUGUAAAAUACCUUUUUAUACCCUAGUUUAUUAGGGACAGUACUUUUUAUGUUACUAGGGCACUAAACUGACUACUUUGGUCAUCAGCUUACCUUUUCCCACACUUCCCCUUCUGUACAUAGCUGGAGUAUUUGAUGGCCACCAUGGCUGGUGCUACGGCAGAAAGAUUUAAUCCUAUUUCGGGUGUGCAGUAUAUGUUUAGGAGUUUUGAAAACCACCUGUUCAGUUUCCAUUUUUCCUUGAUGAGAUAGAGGCGCAUUCGUCUAAAAGCACCAUUCCCUUUCCUUCCAGUUUUUUACAACUUGUUAUAGUUGUAAACUGCUACACCCCCACCUUUGAAUUAUGAAACUUCUCUGGUGCAACAGACCUGUACAAGAGCUUUGUAUGUCUGGCUGUCAGUUCCUAUGGAUGGUGCAUCUAGUUUGGUUGUGGAACAGUUAGCUUGGUUAAAACUCGUGUUCAGACAUCAUCAGCUUUGGUUACAGUACUUUUAUAUUUUAAUCACUUGUACAUUUUUUUACUGAUCUGUUGCAUGAUUUCCCUCCACAUUGCCAUCUCCCAAAUAAAAAUAUUUUAUGGAA
Molecule: messenger RNA, 2063 nt
Organism: Protopterus annectens (West African lungfish)
Lineage: Eukaryota; Metazoa; Chordata; Ceratodontiformes; Protopteridae
Gene: KDELR2
Product: KDEL endoplasmic reticulum protein retention receptor 2
Exons: 5
Coding region: 199-837 (212 amino acids)
Biological process (GO): endoplasmic reticulum to Golgi vesicle-mediated transport; protein retention in ER lumen
Cellular component (GO): cis-Golgi network; endoplasmic reticulum; membrane
Molecular function (GO): ER lumen protein retrieval receptor activity
Source: RefSeq, a predicted model, not a curated record